UGCAUUCUGCGGUGUAUUUUCUGCGGAAGUCUGUGGGCAGAAAUGUAACAAAACCAUUAAUGGUAGGGAUACGGGCUAUUUAAAUAUAAAACAGAAGCUUGUUGAUUUUUCUAGGACUUAAAAUUAGUUUCCUCACUUACACAUUUUGUCUGUAUUGACAUUGUUCUACUAUACAGUUUUUUCGAAGGGGACCGUGUUCUUUAUUCUUAAGGUGAAUCAGUGUAUAUUCACAGCAGCUCACAGAGACGAUCACAAGCAAAACAACGCACAAGGAAGAGGAGCUCGGAGAACAGCGUAGUGAGGGACUGAGCAUGUUACACUUGAUGCCCUGGCCUGCGAAGUGAGGAAUCAUGGCCUUGUGUGUUAAAAAUGAAUCUGAUCUGGGCUGCACCCAUACAGGGGAUGUUGCUGCUAUGCAGAAUCCCGGGACUGAGAAGAUGGGAUUGGGAGUUUGCCUGGAGUAUCAUCAAAGAGAGAAAGGGACUGGUCCAGAUUCAGUUUGUUCAUCACAGUACAAUGACUCUCAGUGCACUAAUGGGGUUGAAAUUACAAUCCACCAAAUAAAGUCUGAAUCAAGUGGAGAUAUAGUACUUUCUGAUGAAUUUGUGGAGGAAAAAUCAGACACACAACUAGAAUGGGAUUGUAAAGAGAGAUUAAAAAGAGCUCAUCAAGAGGAGCAGCCCAUUCCUUCAUCUCAGAGGAAUGGAAUUGAUUUGAGCAAUGGAGGACUUUUGACUACAAGGACAGACAGUAACCCUUAUUCAGGUGAACAAACACAUGGUUGCAAGGAAUGUGGAAAGAUAUUUCCCAAUGUAGCUGCCUUAACAAGACACAUGAAAAUGCAUUUGACUGAAAAAAAAUAUAUUUGUGAACAGUGUGGAAAAGGUUUCACCCGUUCAGAGUAUUUGAAGAAACACCUGAGAGUUCACACGGGUGAAAAGCCCCAUGUAUGUUCGGAAUGCGGACAGAGGUUUACUGCAUCAGAUUCUUUAAAAGUGCACAUGAGGUUUCAUUCUGGUGAAAAACCAUAUCAGUGCACCGAAUGUGGAAUGAGGUUUUUUACCCGAGCAACCUACAAGAACCACAUUUUAAACCAUUCUGGAGAAAGACCAAGUGUCUGUGGUCAGUGCGGAAAGGGUUUCAAGGAUGCAAUCUAUUUACGAAGACAUUGUGAAAUUCAUUUAGCUGAAAAACCAUACAGUUGCACUGAAUGUGGAAAGGGUUUUACUUGUUUAUUUCGCUUAACUAGACACAAGAGAGUUCACUCUGGGGAAAAACCGUACAGCUGUACUGAAUGUGGAAGGAGUUUUACUCAGACAGCAAACUUAAAUAUGCAUAUGAGAAUUCAUUCUGGUGAGAAGCCAUAUAGUUGCACAAUGUGUGAGAAAAGUUUCACACAAAGAAGCGGAUUAACAGUACAUAUGAGAACUCAUUCAGAAGAAAAACCAAGCAAGUGUGACCAUUGUGGGAAAAAUUUCAAGUGUACAUAUUACUUAAAAAAACACCUUAAAGUUCAUUCUGGUGAAAAAUCACAAGGCAGGUUAAGUGUUAAAACUGAAUCUGAUUCGGAUUGUGCCAACACAGCAUGUACAACCAUCAUACAGAAUGCAGAUACUGAUGAUGUUUCUCUGAAUGGAAGACGAAUCAAAUCUGAGCAUAUUGAUCCAGGUUAUUUUCAGGUGGCAGAAGAGCCCAAUGCACAGUGUGUCGAUAGUGAGAAAUUUACUGAAGCCAAAUUUAAAUCAAGAGGGCGUCUAGCAAUUUUCAAGCACAUAGAAAAUACAGAUGCAAUGCAGAAUCACAAUAUUGUCAAAGUGGGAUUAGAAGAAUGUCUGACAUCUGAGCAAAUUAAAACUGAAACGAUUGAUCCAAGCUAUCAUCAGUUUGCUGAUUGUGACAGAACAGGUGUGAAGUGUGAACUUAAUGAUGGCUUAACAGAUUUAAUUGAUUUUGCAACUAAUUCUAAGACUGAGGUGUGUAAUGAGGAUGAGGAAGAGACAUUUGAAAGGGAUUUAUUAACUCCAGAUACCAAGCAGUUGUCAUUAUCCAGUAAUGAUCACAAUAAUCGAGAAAGUGAUUGUAUCGACUCAUUUCAAAUAGAACAGCACCAGCAGGAUAAUUCAAAUAUGAAUAAAUAUGGUUGUUUGGAUUGUGGAAAGAGUUUUAAAAGGCCUUAUAGUUUAAAAAUACACAAGAGAGUUCACUCUGGGGAAAAACCAUACAGCUGUACUGAAUGUGGAAAAAGUUUUACUCAGGCAGCAAAUUUAAAGAUACAUAUGAGAAUUCAUUCAGGUGAGAAGCCAUAUAGUUGCACGCUGUGUGAGAAAAGUUUUGCACAAGGAAGUGCAUUAACAGUACAUAUGACAACUCAUUCAGGAGAAAAACCGAGCAAGUGUGACCAUUGUGGGAAACAUUUUAAGUGUAUGCCUUACUUAAAAAGACAUCUUAAAGUUCAUUUUGGUGAAAAAUCACAUGGCAGAUUGUUAAUGACUGAUUAGACUGAAUCUGAUUCGGUUUGUGCAAACACAGCAAAUACAACCAUCAUACAGAAUGCUGAUACUGAUGAAGUCUUUCCGAAUACAAAAUAAAUCAAAAUUGAACAUAUUGAUCCAGAUUAUGUUCAGAUGGCAGAAGACCCCAAUACGCAAUGCGUUGAUAGUGAGAAACUUACCAAAGCAAAAUUUGAAUCAAGAGGACGUCUACCAAUUUUCAAGAACAUGGAAAAUUCAGGUGUAAUGCAGAACCUCAAUAUUGUCAAGGUGGAAUUAGAAGAAUGUCUGGAAUCUGAGCAAAUCUAAACUGAAACAAUUGAUCCAGGCUGUGACCCGAUGAGGCAUCAUGUCAAUUCACAAUUUGGUGAUGGUGACAAAAUAAUGGCUGAAUUUAGUGAGGGCGUAACAGAUUCAAAUUUUUUUGCACCUAAUUCUGUGACUGGGCUGUGUAAGGAGCAUGAAGAAGAGAAGUGUGAAAGGGAUAUAGUGUCUUCAGAUCCACCGAUUUUCAUUUUCCAGAAAUGAUCAAAAUAAUCAAGAAAGUUACUGUGUCGACUCAUUCCAAAUAGAGCAGCACCAGCAGGAUAAUCCAAAUAUGAAUAAGCAUGGUUGUUUGGAUUGUGGAAAGAGUUUUAAAAGCCCUUCUAGCUUAAAAAUGCACA
Brienomyrus brachyistius is the source of this 3154-nucleotide messenger RNA. Its product is annotated as zinc finger protein 345-like. Gene Ontology annotation, cellular component: nucleus. The record is from RefSeq and is a predicted model, not a curated record. The transcript has 2 exons. Gene Ontology annotation, biological process: regulation of transcription by RNA polymerase II. Gene Ontology annotation, molecular function: RNA polymerase II transcription regulatory region sequence-specific DNA binding; DNA-binding transcription factor activity, RNA polymerase II-specific. Bases 351 to 2498 code for a protein of 715 amino acids. Lineage: Eukaryota; Metazoa; Chordata; Actinopteri; Osteoglossiformes; Mormyridae.